This is a messenger RNA of Haliotis rufescens (red abalone), 522 nucleotides long. RefSeq lists its product as uncharacterized. The coding region runs from base 7 to 522 and encodes 171 amino acids. The transcript has 4 exons. The record is from RefSeq and is a predicted model, not a curated record. NCBI's taxonomy places the organism in Eukaryota, Metazoa, Mollusca, Gastropoda, Lepetellida, Haliotidae.
UUUGUCAUGACGUAUCAAGAGGUAGACUUCGAAGAGAACAUCUGUACUCUACCGAGUCUGGUUUCUGCUGACACCACUGUCCAGGAAGUUGUGACGCCCAACUUCGGGAACGGUCCUUAUUUUGACAAUGUAGAUUGCGAAGUCAUGAUCGAAAGUAGCAUCACUGGUGCGAGGGAAGUAAAGGUGGAGGUUAUGUCUUCCCAUGUUGAGUGUUGUUGUGACGGUGUACGAAUAUGUGAUGAUGACGGCUGUCUUCGUUUGUGUAGUACAUCCAAAAGGAUCUUCCGUGGAAGCAAUGUUACAAUUCAUCAUUGGUCAGAUUACUCUUUGGGUUUCAAUGAUUUUACUGACUGGACUUCGUGGAAGAGCAACGCCUGUUACUGUGACUGUACCACCAAACAACGCCUUGUCGACGACACUAGAACAAGGACUUGCCUCAAGGACAGCUGCAUUGGCGAGACGAACCAGAAACGAACCCGGGUCUGCAGAACCACGUGUAAGGAUUGCGUCCUCGGGAAUUAG